ACGCACGAGUGUCCAAGCUUCAGGUCUCUUGUUCUUCUUUUUUUUCCGGUGAUUUUUCUGGGUUCUCCUGUCGAGAUGGGCAAGCGGAAGCUGGAAGGAGAAGAAACUCCCUUGUCGAAGAAAUCGAAGAAGUCGCUGGCCGAAGACACCGCCGGUGAAGAAACCAUCGUAGACGAAAACGUUCUCAGCUACGAAGACAAGGUAGCCACGUGCAAUGCCAUAUCGAAACCGAUGGCAACCGAGAAAGACUGCAAGAAAAUCUACAAACUCUUGAAGAAAGCUUCGGAGAAGGAAAACGAACUCAGAGAACAGCGGAAGAGCUCGAAAACCAAAGCCAAGCCGGCUCUCACCUGUGGAAUCAAGGCCGUGCAGAGGGCCUUCCGCAAGGGGGAGAAGGGAAUUUGUAUUCUGGCCGGAGACAUCACUCCCAUCGAUAUCUAUUGCCACCUACCGAUCCUCUGCGAGCAGCUGCAGAUCCCGUACAUUUAUGUUCCGAGCAGAUACGAUAUCGGUGGAGCUAUGGGUCUCAAGCGACAAUGUUCUGUCGUCUUGGUCCAUGCGAACGAGGACUUCGAGAAGAACUACGAUGCCGUCAAAGAUGUAAUGGAGAAGAGGUUUAACGCAGUCGAUUUCCAGAAUGUGAGUGCGGCGGCUUAAGAUACGCGUUUUGUAUAUACACUAAAAUAAUAAAACCAAGCGUUCGAUGUACU
This is a messenger RNA of Galendromus occidentalis (western predatory mite), 710 nucleotides long. RefSeq names its product NHP2 ribonucleoprotein (gene NHP2). Gene Ontology annotation, molecular function: RNA binding. The transcript is spliced from 2 exons. The record is from RefSeq and is a predicted model, not a curated record. NCBI's taxonomy places the organism in Eukaryota, Metazoa, Arthropoda, Arachnida, Mesostigmata, Phytoseiidae. Bases 76 to 657 code for a protein of 193 amino acids.